UACAAACAAAAAAGAAAAAUGUCGAGUUUCCAAAAAUUCCACGAAGUAUGGCAUGAACAACUUCGAGAACUAGUGCAACAACUCAACAAAGCACCAAGACCUGCCAUAAACCAAGAACAACAUGAGUUGCACACACAAUUAAUCCAAAAAGUCACUUCUCAUUACUCCGAAUAUAAUCGAGUUAAGUCGAUUGCGGCAAAAAAUGACGUACUUUGUGUUUUUAAUGCCCCAUGGUCUAAUUCUCUUGAGCGGUCCUUGUACUGGGUCGGCGGAUGGCGACCCACUACUGCUUUUCAUAUUAUUUAUACUGAAUCGGGCAUCCUUUUUGAGUCUCACAUAUUUGAUAUUCUGAAUAGUCGCCGUAACGGCGACCUUGGGGAUUUAUCCCCUAAUCAGCUCACUAGGUUUAGUGAGCUUCAGUGUGAAGCUAUCCAGCAAGAAAAUGCUAUUACCGAAGAACUCUCAGAUUGGCAGGAUAGUGCAAAUGAUAUAAUGGGAGAUAUUGAUAAGAAGAUGGAAAGGCUGGUUGGAAUAUUGGAGAGAGCAGAUCAACUGAGGCUGAGGACCAUAGAGAAUUUGCUGCACCUUUUAACUGCCCAACAAGCUGUGGAGUUCUUGAUUGCUGCGGCACACUUGCUCUUUGGAAUCCAUAAUUGGGGAGUCAAUCACGACCGUCAACGACCAAAAGGAUGAUUAGCUUU
This is a messenger RNA of Lycium ferocissimum, 701 nucleotides long. RefSeq names its product protein DOG1-like 3. Gene Ontology annotation, biological process: DNA-templated transcription. Bases 19 to 693 code for a protein of 224 amino acids. Gene Ontology annotation, molecular function: sequence-specific DNA binding. The record is from RefSeq and is a predicted model, not a curated record. The transcript has 2 exons. NCBI's taxonomy places the organism in Eukaryota, Viridiplantae, Streptophyta, Magnoliopsida, Solanales, Solanaceae.